AAUAAUUCCCGCCGUUCCGUACUUGGAUCUGUGGUUGUCAAAGCGCGUAAGACGUAAAAACAUUUUUUAUAUACAGAACUUAAAAGGAUAUUGCCGACGGUCCUUAGAAUACAGUACUUGCUAAGAAUGCAACACCUGCAUGUUUUCCUAUUUUUCGGAUUGGCAUGGCUUAUAAUCCUCGGGAUGGUGCGGUCUCAAGAAAACGACGUGCCGAGCCCCGGCUGCAAGUAUUUAAUAUCGCCGGGCAACAUCACUCUCUCCUGUCCCGCCGGCAUGGACAUCCCCGUCAACUUUGACGUCACGAAGAUCCGCAAAAAUGUCCUGGAGAUCAAAAUCGCGGCGGGCAACGGCAACAUUCUCCGCUCCGAUGCGCCGCCGCUGCCGGCCGACCUUACCGCACUGCGGAAGAUCACGCUGUAUGGAUUCACCAAUGAGUACGACACACGCAUCGCCAUUAAGCGCUUCCUAGACAACGUCAAAGGCCAUAUUACCGAACUGCGAAUCUACAACAGCAAACUGGGCUUCCUGGAAGACACCUUCCUCGGCGGAUUCGAUCAGUUGACGAAACUGGACUUGUCUGGCUGCGAUAUUUUCGCCAUCGACACAGAUGCAUUUAGAGGCAGUCAAAGUUCUGAUCCGAUAAUGAGCGUCGAUUUGUCCGGGAACAGCAUCGAAAGCAUCGACUGGGCCGUUUUCCAGCCGUUCUCUUCGAAAUCAUUGUCACUGCAACUUGGAUCUCAAAAGCCGGGUCUGCAGUCCAUCAGCUGCUCCCAAAACUACACCUUCUCUAGACCGAUCGGUUCGGUGGGGCUCUAUUUCAACCGCUUGGAAUCCUUACUGCCGUGUGUCAUCGACUCGCUAAACUACGACGCUUCCAGCACUCUGUACGUGGACUACAACCCCUUUUGCCCGACGGACGGAAUGUGCGGCUGUCCCACGAUGGAACCCUUUCUCCGCUUCGCGUGCAAGGACGUCCCUGUCAACCUGGUGACCGGCUUCAAGUGCGGCCCGGCCAACAAUCAGCGAUCCUGGACGACCAGCCAAAUGCCGCCCAGCGCGCCCUGCGGCCACAGCAGCGGAGUGCAACGACUGUUGCACACCAGUUGGGGAAUCGUGGUAGCUACCGCUCUGACGUUGCUGUCGCGUUUGUGAAGAUAUCCAGUUGUACUUAUGAGCUCCGCUUGUUUCCUAACUCGGAAAAUGCCCUUUAAAUAGUUGAUAAUGCUGCAAUGCAUAGAAAACAACACGAAACAAUUAGCUUUCUUAUAAAUACAUUGUCAAUGCUCCUGCAUAUGUUCUUUAUUACAGCGGAUGAAUGUUGUCCAAGCGGUCUACCAUGUUGUGGCUAUCUGCUCAGAUCAGCUUACCUGGAUGAGCGCAGCGUGACUGCA
This is a messenger RNA of Paramacrobiotus metropolitanus, 1391 nucleotides long. RefSeq lists its product as uncharacterized. Bases 127 to 1152 code for a protein of 341 amino acids. The transcript is spliced from 3 exons. The record is from RefSeq and is a predicted model, not a curated record. NCBI's taxonomy places the organism in Eukaryota, Metazoa, Tardigrada, Eutardigrada, Parachela, Macrobiotidae.